Molecule: messenger RNA, 1333 nt
Organism: Asparagus officinalis (garden asparagus)
Lineage: Eukaryota; Viridiplantae; Streptophyta; Magnoliopsida; Asparagales; Asparagaceae
Product: thermospermine synthase ACAULIS5
Exons: 10
Coding region: 131-1123 (330 amino acids)
Biological process (GO): polyamine biosynthetic process
Molecular function (GO): thermospermine synthase activity
Source: RefSeq, a predicted model, not a curated record
CCUCUCUAUGAUAUGUAUAUAUAUACCACCCUUAGACGUUCUCUCUCUAUAAACCUUUUAGCCAUUCUCUCUCUCUCUCUCUCUCUCUCUCUGUGCUUGCUUCUUCUAGGGUUUUUACUUUUUUAAGAAAAUGGGUGAGGCUGUGGAGAUGAUCGACGAAUCGAUGAAUGGCAAUUUGAGUAAGGUUGAAGAGGCCAUGGAGCCUUGUAGUUGGUAUGAGGAGGUGAUUGAUGAUGAUCUCAAGUGGUCUUUUGCUUUGAAUAGUGUUCUUCAUAGAGGGACAAGCAAGUAUCAAGACAUAGCUCUUUUGGACACCAAGCAUUUUGGGAAGGCUUUGGUGAUUGAUGGGAAGAUGCAGAGUGCCGAGUCGGAUGAGUUCAUUUACCAUGAAUGCUUGAUCCACCCUCCCCUCCUUUGCCAUCCAAAUCCGAAGACAGUGUUCAUUAUGGGAGGCGGUGAAGGUUCUGCUGCCAGAGAAAUACUCAAGCACAACACCAUUGAGCGCAUCAUCAUGUGCGACAUUGAUGAGGAAGUGGUGGACUUUUGCAGGAAGCACCUUACAGCGAACCAUGAGGCCUUCGCUAAUGAGAAGCUCUGCCUCAUCAUCAAUGAUGCAAAAGCUGAAUUAGAGAACAGAGAGGAGAAGUAUGAUAUCAUAGUGGGAGAUUUAGCUGAUCCAGUAGAAGGAGGACCUUGUUAUCAACUCUAUACAAAAUCCUUUUAUGAACAAAUUCUCAAGCCUAAGCUCAAUGAUCAUGGCAUCUUCGUUACUCAGGCUGGACCAGCUGGUAUCUUCAGUCACAAGGAAGUUUUCUCUUCAAUUUACAACACUCUGAGGCAUGUCUUUAAAUAUAUAGUCACAUACACUGCUCAUGUACCAUCAUUUGCCGAUACUUGGGGUUGGAUCAUGGCAUCUGACGAGCCAUUUAUCUUGAAUGCCCAAGAGCUUGAUAAAAUAAUUAAUGAGAGAAUCAAUGAGGAGCUGAUCUACCUGAAUGGAGAGUCCUUUGUUUCCUCGACCACAUUGAACAAGCGUGUGCAUCAAUCGUUGGAGAAGGAGACUCAUGUGUACACUGAAGAGAAUGCGAGAUUUAUCCAUGGCCAUGGGAUGGCUUGUAAUUGACAGAUAGAGGCUAUAGAAGGUUUUUAGAACAACUUUAGUUGGAGGAAAAUUAAAAAGAAAAAAAGAAAAGAAAGGUUAAUUCAUAUAACUGUUAUGGAGAAGUUUGAGCUAAAUUCUAUACUUCUCUUGAACUAAGAUGCUAAAAUAUGUGUUGGUUGAGACUCUUUUCCUAUAAAUCAAUAAAAACAAAGUUGGUGCCUUCCAUAGUUA